Messenger RNA from Penaeus monodon (black tiger shrimp), 3164 nucleotides. Its product is annotated as piggyBac transposable element-derived protein 4-like. The record is from RefSeq and is a predicted model, not a curated record. NCBI's taxonomy places the organism in Eukaryota, Metazoa, Arthropoda, Malacostraca, Decapoda, Penaeidae. The transcript has 5 exons. Bases 1 to 1890 code for a protein of 629 amino acids.
AUGAAGAAAAAAGGUUCCCCUGUGCUGGACAGCAUCUUCCACAUUACAAUAGGAAAUAACAAAGCAGAAAAAGAACUUCUUAGAGGACCUACAAGCCACACCCCCAUCAGAGUGACUGCUCAAGCAAGCCUAAAGCUUGAAUUCUGGGUAGUGAAGCAUCCGGAUCCAAUGGGUCAACACAGAAAGCCGAGGCCGUCCACCUCGACAUUUUUGUCAGAGUCGAGUUCCUCGGAGGACGACGACACUGGGGAUGAGCUAAUCCCCAACGAUGACUCAGCCUCGGACAUUGAUUAUGAGGCCCCAAGUGACGAUGACUUAGACUUCGUCUCACACUCGUUGGACUCGACAUUCGAUAGUGAUGAGCCUCUGUCCGUCCACGUCAAUAAAACAUGGAAUAGCAACGCUCCAGGGACCCCAGACUUUAGGUGGAGGAGGAGGGAGAAUGUACCCAGAAAAUACAGUUUUUCUGGUACACCAGGUGUCAAGGUUGACUUGGCCGAAGAUUCGAGUCCGCUUGCAGUCUACAGGGAGUUCAUCACUGACAAACUUAUUGACUUCAUAGUGGAAGAGACGAAUAGAUUUGCGGAGGCGAACGAGACCGGACGAAGACGGCGAUGGACCCCAAUCACGAGUGCCGAGCUCCAUGUUUACCUUGGGCUCCGGCUGCUGAUGGGGAUAAAUAAGAAACCUCGGCUGGCCUUUUACUGGUCGAGGAAUCCAGGGGUGGCCAUGCCAAUUUUCCCGUCGACCAUGCCUCGCGAGAGGUUUGAGCAGAUUUCCCGCAACCUCCAUUUUCAGAAUAAUGAGGGGCAACUUGAAGAGGAUGAUCGACUGUGGAAGCUGAGGGAAGUCAUUACCAUUCUUGGCGAUCGAUUUAGGAAGGUCUUCACCCCGGAUAGGCAUAUAUCGAUUGACGAGUCAUUGUGGAAAUUUAGGGGUCGCCUAAGUUUCCGCACUUACAAUCCGAGCAAGCGGGCAAGAUUUGGCAUAAAAGUUUAUAAACUUUCAGCCAGCGACGGCCCGUGUGCGGGAUACACUGCCGUUUUCAAGAUAUAUACUGGCAAGGAGCAGGGGUCUCUACCAUCCUCCCAGAAAGCGGUAGUAGACCUGAUGGAGGAGGGUGACUUCUUCUGGAAAGGGUACACCGUUUUCGUUGAUAACUGGUACACCUCUCCAGUAUUAUUUCAUUUUCUACAAUCCAGGAAGACUGGUGCAGUGGGGACUGUGCGCCUGAACCGCCGCCACAUGCCCCGUGAUUUGAAGGUGCGGAAGCGGGGGGACGUGGACUCCCGUAGUUCCCCUACCGGCAUGUUGGCGUUGUCCUGGAUGGAUGUAAAGCAGGUAAAUAUGCUUUCUACGGUCCACACAUCACACACGGUGGAGGUUCUGCGCCGUGGAGGUUCGAUGGUCUCCAAGCCAGAGUGCGUCGUUGCGUACAACGACGGAAUGAAAGGAGUGGACUUGGGCGACCAGCUGGCUCAGUCAUACCCUUCAGUGCGCAGGUCACUGAAGUGGUAUAAGAAGAUUUUUUUUUAUAUUUAUGACUUGGCUACUGUAAACAGCCACUCUGUUUACAAGUAUUUGGGAAACAGGUGCGAGCAAAUAGAUUUUCGCCUCGACCUCGCCAUGUCCAUUAUCAACAGUUUCCUCCCUGACAUCGAGCCCUACAGUGCAAGAGGGCGCCCGUCAACACUGCCUUCUCCUUCCAAGUUUCAGGGCAGGACUGCACAUAUUGUGAGGGAGACGCCUGGAAGGAAAUACAGAAGAUGCUUCCUCUGCUACAGGGCCGGAAGGAGGAAGAUGACCAGAACUGUGUGUCCGGCAUGCGAGGUGUCGCUAUGCACCUACAGGUGCUUUGAAAAGUACCACUCGCAGAAACAUUUGACAUAAAUAAAACAAUAAAAUGGUGAUGGGUACAAUUCUGUUUCUUGUUCUCCUUUCUGUAAUUGAAAGAGGCAGCUAAGUCCACAUUCUGACCUCCUAUAUAACAAAACAGCAACUUUUAUAAUUCAUAAAUAAGCUAAAUGAACUAUAUUAUCUCUUACAAGUCUCUUACAAGAAAAAAAAACAGUAAACUUACACAGUGUGACCUCACAUAUCAAUACAAAGUUAUUUUUGAACAUCAAAGUGAAACUACAUUCACUUCUGCUUUUCUUCCUUUUCUGUUGAAUGAAAAAAAAAAAAAAAAACAUGGUUUGAUCUCUCAUAUGGACAAUGCACUACUUCUGAGUAUCAAAGUGAUAUUUGGCUUGCUGCUGUGCUUCAUAUUUUGCUUCAUUUCAAUGUUUGAAAAAACAAACAAAAAACGGCUAAGUCCAUACUUUUACCUCUCGUUCAAAAACAACACUAACUUUUACCAUCAAAGUGUUGAUGUCAUCUGUAAAUAUAGACAACUUGGAAGCGAUUCAGUAUAUCUCGUCAAUACAAAGGCGAAAAGAUGCCUAGAAAACACCAUGAGAAAAGUGCAUUUUCUACAUAUUACCCUUUUAUAAAAACAAACGUUACUACAAAAUCUAUGGAUAGAUUAAUGCAAAAUUGAUAUGAUGGUCUUUGCGCCGCCGCGCCGCGCCAGAAAAAAUCCUGUUGUGAAGGCCCACACGGCUGGCAACUAUUCCCGGGAGCGGGGCCCAGCGACGAGCGAAAAAUUCCGGGGCGAAUGGGUUAAGACACUAAAAAUAUCCUAAAAAGAAACAAAAUGAAACAGCCAAAGAGAAAUAGAAAGCUGACCUAAAUCUUUAACAUAAAAGAAUACAUCAUAAGCAUCAAUCAACCACAACCAAGGACAACACCACGGUAAUUCUUAGCAAUAUGGACGCACUCACCGGAGACCAAGUCCCCAAACCCAUGGCACAAAAUUAUUAAAUAAUCUGAACUGCUCUGACUGGGCAACUAACUGAGGAACUGAGGGGACUAAAAAAUAAAAAAUAAAUAAAAUAAAAAAUAAAAUAAAAUAAAAGAAUAAAAUGCAAAAAGGAUUUUAUUCCUAUUAUUGUAUUUUUGGUAACUAUCUGCAUUAUGUAAAAUAUGCAAAUAAUUAUCUACUGAACUACAUCUAGUAUCUAACAGUGUAUCCUCAUUUAUCUCUUUGUCUAAAUUAUGAUGUUUCCUCAAGUAUAUUUUCCUUGAAAACUAUUCAGUACUGACAAGGGUAAAAAAAAAAAAAA